AAGCAUUGAUAGCCGUCAGAGAACAGGCAGGUGAAGCAGAGAGCAUCGUUCGGUGAAUUCUGAGAUUUCUGAAAAAGAAAGUUUGUUAGGAGGAGUCUCUUCAACGGCGUCAUAACUUAUUUUGAAGCGGACAAAGUCUGGACCAUAUUUAAACCUCGACUUCACAAAGCAUUUCAGACGACUCCACACCAGGACCGGCUGUUGCUGCCAAAGCGUCGGUGUCAGAAUGUGUUCAGGGGGCUUCGCCAAAUGUCUGGGCAUCAGCCUGAUGCCUCUGGCGAUAGUGUGCGUCCUGUGCAACAUCCUGCUCUUCUUCCCCGGUGGGAAAGUCGUGGAUAGUGAACACAUCACAGAGAAGGUUUGGUUCAUGGGGGGCAUCCUGGGAUCAGGCGUGCUGAUGAUCUUCCCAGCUCUGGUCUUCCUCGGUCUGAAGAACAACGACUGCUGCGGCUGCUGUGGAAACGAAAGCUGUGGGCGCAGAUUUGCGAUGCUGAGCUCUAUACUGUUUGCAGCUGUUGGUGUGUUGGGUGCAGGUUACUCAGUCAUAGUCUCCAGUGUGGCCAUCAACCAGGGACCACUGUGUUUUGUUAACGGUACCGGGGUCAACGAAACCGGAUGGAUGUAUCCCUUCUCAGAAGGGAACUACCUGUCUGACAAAUCUCUCUGGAGUAAAUGCGAAGAGCCAGCGGGUGUGGUAUCCUGGCACCUGUCUCUCUUCUCGGUGCUGCUGGUGAUGGGCAUAAUCCAGAUCGCGCUGUGUGCCGUGCAGGUGAUAAACGGCCUGAUGGGAGCUCUGUGUGGAGACUGCUGUGGCUGCUGUGGAGGGAGCGACGGAGCUGUAUAAGCACCUCCUGUGGAUGAAACAGAUGGCUGUAUCAUAUUUAUCCUCCUUCCUGAGGGUGACUGUUAUGCACUAAUCUAACCGCUGUAUAAAUACAUUUCUGGAAAGGAGCUCAAUGAUUACAGUGCAUUAUCUGAAAACACUGCAGAAAUGACAGAGCUCCUUGUAGGUUUUUAAAUUUACUUUCUGGCAAACUACUAUGACUAUGCAUCAUUAUUACCGUUAUUAUAAAUACAAAGGUUAAUCAGCUAUAUCAUGUAUUUAACAAUUUUCUACCUGAUGUAUGUAUUUAUUUCAUUUCAUGGCUUUUGUGUUAAUUUUUUUUCCUUCCAGUUUAUCGUUUGGUGUCUCACAUAAAUAUAGUUUAUGCUUUAUCAAGCAGCAUGAUUGCCCCCUUGUGGGCUACAUACUGUAUAUUCACCAGAGAUUUUAUUGUACUAUACCAAAGAAAUUAAUAAAGAAGAAGGAUUUUUUUU
Messenger RNA from Fundulus heteroclitus (mummichog), 1317 nucleotides. RefSeq names its product transmembrane 4 L six family member 4 (gene tm4sf4). NCBI's taxonomy places the organism in Eukaryota, Metazoa, Chordata, Actinopteri, Cyprinodontiformes, Fundulidae. The record is from RefSeq and is a predicted model, not a curated record. The coding region runs from base 227 to 844 and encodes 205 amino acids. The transcript has 5 exons. Gene Ontology annotation, cellular component: membrane.